Messenger RNA from Drosophila ficusphila, 1436 nucleotides. RefSeq names its product paramyosin. The transcript has 5 exons. NCBI's taxonomy places the organism in Eukaryota, Metazoa, Arthropoda, Insecta, Diptera, Drosophilidae. Bases 64 to 1359 code for a protein of 431 amino acids. The record is from RefSeq and is a predicted model, not a curated record.
AAGCGUACUUGAUUCCAGUAAAAAUAUCCUUAAAGCCACACAAACGACUAUUAGCAAACCAAAAUGACACAACAGGAAAACAAGCAGGCGUUUCUCAGCCACAGUGUGCAGGAAGUGGCCGAAGGAAUGGAGCGACUGGUGCAGGACACCAACCAGGGGCAGGCCAAUCUGCGGGUCCAGGUCAAUUCGGUUCUGGACGAGAAUCGUCGCCUGAACAGUGAGUUGGCCAAGUGCAGGAUGGCGCUCUCAAGUGGAGACUUCCAGGAACUCAAGCAGCGGCUCUCCCUGACCAACAGCGCAUUGGACGCGGCCAAGAAGCAGGUGGAGGUGCUGCUCAAGGACAGGAAGAGCCUGCAGGCCAUGCAGGACUGCUCCAAAAGGACCAUCGAGAACAUGGAACUAGAGCUGAAGAACUAUCGCGUCCAGCUGCAACAGUCAGGCGAUGAGCAGAUCAUUCAGCGUUACACGAGGGCUGUGAAAAUGCUGGAGGCCAAGGUGGCUGCUCAGCAGGAGGAGAUUCGCACGCAGGCGGAGACCAUUAAGGUGCUGCACGAGCACAAGCAGCGGGACGGGGAGCAACUGCAGCAGCUGCACGCCCAGCUGGGUCGCCAGGAGCAGGACCACUCCCAGGUGGCCAGGCUGCAGAAGCAGCUGAAGGAGUACGAAAUAUCGCUGGACCAGACCCGCAACUUGCUGCUGGAGAGCACGAGGCGGGAGAGCACCGCCAUGCGGAAGGUCGAGGAGGCCAUCACCGUCAGCGAAGAGGCCACCCGGGAGAAAAUGGAGGCCAAGAGGGUGGCCGAGGCUUACAAGGAGGAGAUCACCCAGCUGGCCAACAACAUUGGCAGCAUCAUGGAAGACGCGUCCAAGCGCGUCGACUCCGAGGUGGCUCAGCUGAAGAGCAAGCUCCGGCAGAAGGACAAUUUAAUAACAUCGAUCAAGGAGAAGCUUAAGAAGGAGUCAACCGAACACAAGUCGGUGGUUCAUCUUCUGGAGACGAGAAACAACCGUUUGGAGCAAAAAUACAAGGAGGUGCUCAAACAAAAUGAUAAGCUGGAGGCCGAAGUGGAGAUCGCCUGCAAGCGAAUCAGCGAACUGGAGCGAUCCCUGAACGAAGUUCAAGGUGAAGACGCUCAGGAAAACAAGCUGAAGAAGCACUACGAAAGCGAAAUGGAGCGCUGCCUUAUGGCCCACAAGCAGAUUAAGGCCAAAUACCACUCCUACAUGGACGACAUUACGCAGCGCUUCGAGUCGGUAAUUUACCAGCUGAGCAAGGAGAACUCCGAGCUGCUGGCGGAAAAUCAAGUGCUGAAGAACGGUGCCGCCGGCGACAGCUCCAAGCAGCCACUCCACCUCUAAUCGCGCUUUUACGGUUGUACAAAGAUAUAUUUUAUGAUUACUAUUAUACACAUUAAAUUACUUUUAUGGGAGCACUA